Molecule: messenger RNA, 4685 nt
Organism: Condylostylus longicornis
Lineage: Eukaryota; Metazoa; Arthropoda; Insecta; Diptera; Dolichopodidae
Gene: PNUTS
Product: serine/threonine-protein phosphatase 1 regulatory subunit 10
Exons: 6
Coding region: 404-3982 (1192 amino acids)
Molecular function (GO): metal ion binding
Source: RefSeq, a predicted model, not a curated record
AUUUGACAUAUCAAUAGUUUGGAGAAAUAAUUCUACAACGUAGGUUGUUCAUCGGACAAUUUAAAGCGUAGGCAAUAAUUAAAAAAUAUUGUACCAAUUUAAUAAAACGCAAAAAAAAAAUUAUACAUAUAAUACAUUUUUUUCUUUGUCAUUAAAUAAAUUUUUUAAACAAUUUUGGUUUUAUUGUAAAAUUUGUAGAAAACGCUUGACCUCUUUGAGAUUAUAAUGUACAUACAUACGUAUAUUUAUAUUUUAAAUGGGUAGGAGGAAAUAUUACGUUACUAAAUUAAUUUCGGAAGUGACUCAGCAAAGAGCACGCAUUAUAUGGUUUGCGUCUUAGAUAGACGUCAGAUUUAUAAACGUCAUAUUGACAGGUUAGAGGGCUGAUUAAAACGUAUCUGAAAUGCCAAGGAUAGACCCUUUACAGUUAUUAACAUGUUUGAAAGUCCUCUUGGACAAGAAUGGUGGUAUUUUAAGUUUGAAUGAAGUUAAACGUAUUGCUGGGCUUAUGACGAAAUACUCAAAAAAAUUAGUUUCAAAAUGCAUAUACAUACAAAUUUUAAAAUGUACCAAAACGGAUUUGCUUGGAGAAUUUAUGGGAGCAGGAGGUUGGCAACUAGUUAAUUUGUGGCUAACCGAUGGAUUACGAGCAAUGAAUUAUCCUUUAGUGACUGAAAUUUUGGAGCUGUUUUUACUUUGUCCAGUAGAUGUUGAACGUUUAAAAAGUAAUACUUCACCAAAACUGGUGAAGCAACUGUCUCGAGAAGGUCCACCAGACGUACGCAUAUUAGCAACACGAUUAGUUGAACAAUGGUUAAAUAUUGUAAAAGCUUCAAAUUUAGCAUCAAACAAUCAUGCGACCAGCAAAGUGACUGAAACUAGCACUUCGGACAGCAAAAUAACUAGCAAAACUACUGAUACAAAAAAAGAUGAUGAGAAUUCAAAAACUGAUAAAAUUGAGAAUGUCGAAACAAGUAAAUCCCCUAGCACAAAAACUAGUGAUAGUACAUUUAAGUCAUCUCCGUCGCCAAAACGGAAAUUGUCGACAGAAUCGUCUAGUAGUUUAACUCUUAAAAUUGUUGUUAAAGAUGGCAAGCAAGUUGUUUCGAAGGUAGAAGAAUGCAAAGAAGACGACACAACCGUAAGUAAUGAAUCAAAAGAGAGAGACGAAGCUGAUAAUGAUGGUGACCAACAAUCUGAGAGUGAUGAAUCUUCUGAUAAAUUAUCUAAUAAAGAAAAUGAAAAUAAAUCCAAGGAUGAGGAAAAUGAAGAAAAUCAAGAAAGUAAGGAUAUAAAAGAUAAAGAUAAGCAAAAAGAAAAAGAUAAAAACAAAGAUAAAGUAAAGGAUAAGACAAAAAGCAGUAGUAGUAAAGAUAAAGAUCGUCAUAAAUCUAGUAAUAGUUCAUCUAAAUCCUCAUCAAAAUCACAUUCAUCAUCUACAAAGAAUAGUAGUAGCAGUAGUAGUUCUUCCAGUAAAUCAAAACAUUCUAAUAAAAAUAGUAACAGGGACAAAGAUAGAGAUUCUGACAAGGAUAAGGAUCGUGAAAAGGAUAAAGACCAUAAAAAAAAGUCCUCUAAUAAAUCUUCCUCAAAAGAUAAACAUAAACACGAAAGAGAAAAGUCUUUGUCGAAAGAAAAAGAAAGAGAAAAGGAGAAGACCAACCAGGCUGAAAAAGAUAAAGAUACCUUAAAUAAAGUUCUUCCACCUAGUUUAGAGAAAUUGGGAAAAAUUCCUAAAAAACCAAGGGAUCCUAAUGAUCCCGAGGCUUUGAAACCUACAUCUAUAACAAUACCGUCUAAAAAAGCCUCAAUGUCUAUUGAAAUUCGAAAAGAUUCAGAAAAAGCCAAAACUGUGAAAACAUAUAAAUCUCAAUUUCGCAGUCAUGGCUUAACCGAAGAAGCACCUCCACCACCUUCAAGAAAGCAAUUAAAAAAGCCGACAAAUGUUACUCCUGUUUCUGUACCUGCUGGUGGGAUUCUUGGUAGUAGCAAUUUUGCUUCAACGUUGAAACGUUCUUCUCCUCCACUUUCUAGUAGUAGUUCUACAAAUACGUCUAAUUCUAAUACUUCUGUAAAUUCCGCGAGCGGCCAAAAUAAUGCUGCUCACAAUAGUGGACCACCUGCAGAAAAGAAACCUAGAAUUGAUAUGACUGGAAUGCCUAGUAAUAUAGUUGAGAAGCCUGGUUCUAUUAAAUUAAUUGCUCCUAAACCAAAACCUAGCCUUGUUGAAAGUGAUUUAUUUAUGGAUGCACUAUCUGCUGCCGCUUACAAGAAAAAUGUUACAAAAAGAAAACGACGACCAAGUAAUUCAGCAAAUGCUGAGAGUCCAACUGCACCAAAAGUGGAGCCGUUGAAAUUCUAUCAAGAUACUUUAGAGGCAAAGGAAGAUGAUAAAUCUGACACUAAAUUAGAUAAUAAAAGUGAAAAGUCUGAAUCAGAAAAUGAUAAAGAAAGUACAAUUAUUAAGAUUGAAGAUGAUGAUGAUGAUAUUCCAUUGAAAAAAGUCAAAGAAGAUAUUGACCUAAAAACUAGCGCGGAGAAUACUAAAGAAGAUAAUGAAAAAAUAAAGGAUGAAAGCAAUGACGGUGCAGAGAUAAUAGAGUCUUCUGAUCCAAAAUCGCCAGAGGAACCAUAUAUUCCAAUUAAGAAACCUCCAGGCCCUGGUUGUGGUCCAGAUGGGCCACCUGGUGUUUUAAUCUUACACCGUCGCACAGGACCUAAAAAGAAAUUAAAAUGGCGACCGCAAGAAGAUCUCGAGGAAAUUCGGUAUUUCGAACUCGACGAAAAUGAGCGUGUUAAUGUAACUAAAGCAUUUACUGAUAUGAAAAAUAUGGAAAGAAUGCAUGAGCGUGAAGCAUUCCUCUUAGCACGUAAAUUAAAUAAUGAAGAUCUUAUGGUAGAACAAAUGCAAUGGAGACCGUUAAUCGAAGUUGAUGAUGUUCCACCACAUCCAGAUCCGGGUUGUAAGAGUAAAGAAAAAACUAUUCAAGCUGAACGGGAACGAACAACCCUAAAAGCAUUGUAUUUUUCUCAUGCAAUGAUUCCAGAUUCUCCAUCUGAACCAGAUAUGGAACAAUGUACAAUUACAGAGCCAAAAAUUAUUCCAUUAGAUGAUAUUACCGGAAGCAAUUCAGCAGAUAGUGUGAAUGAUUUUGUUAGUUAUGGUUAUCCAGAACCUAAAGGUACUCCCCCACCAGAUCAUCAAGAUGAUCCCAUGGAUGGUGGUUUGAAUUUGACAAGUAUCCCGGGUACCGAAAUCCCAUUUGGCAAUCAGAACAAUCAAUUUAAUCCCUUUUUACCUUUUGGCGGUCAACCCGUUGGAAACAAUAAUAUGGGUAAUCCAAAUAAUUGGGUUGCAGGACUUGGGCCAAAUGGUUCAAAUAACAUGGGAAUUAACAAUAUUUUACCGCCUAAUAAUAUGAAUAAUCUAAAUAAUGUCAAUAAUAUUAACAUGUUAAGGUCGAAUGUAGCUGCUGCAAUGAAUGGCCCUAUGGCCGGGAAUAUGAACGGUCCACCUCCUUUGAUGGCAACAGCACCUUUAGGACCAAUUAAUAAUGGACCAUUUAAUAUGCCGCAUAAUAUUUUACCUUUUGGGCCAAACGGACCCCCACCUAAUGGAAUGAAUGGUUCACCACAAAAUUUAUUAUCUUCAAUAUUUGGCCCUAAUGGUAUUCAACAGCAGCAACAACAACGUAUGAACAUGAAUGCUAUGCACAAUGGACCAAUGCACAAUCAAAUGGGAGGAGGAAACAGAAAUCAAAAUUCUGGAGGAAAUUGGCGUUCAGCAGGAGGUUUAAAUAAUAAUAAUAGUGGCAAUUGGAGAUCAAAUAAUAAUGAUCGAGGCAAUAAUAGAAAUAAUGAUCGUAGUAAUUGGGUUCACGGUAACGCGAAUCGUUCUGUUUGCAAGCAAUUUUUACGUGGCUUUUGUCGUAACGGAAAUAAAUGCAACUAUAUACAUCCUGGUAAUAAUCAAAGAAUAUAACAUAGAUUUUCCUCAUCAGAUAGUGAUGAUGAUGAAGAUGAUGAAGCGUAAGUUGAUCGAAUUUUAAUUUCUGGCAAGCACUUAAAUUAUGUAAGGCUUUCAUGAGUAAAAAGUUUUACAAUGCUGGAAUAUAUUAGAGAUUCGAACUUGAAUUAUACAAAAAUAUUCUACAGCUGUGAUACAAAAGCCAUUUUUAAUUAUGCAAUUUUAUAUCGUCAAAUGGAAUUAACAAAGCUCUAAUGUCUAUUAUGAAUUUGUAAGUUUUGAAGAGAAAAAUUAUGUUUAAUAAGUACAAAAUCAAAAAAAAAAAAAAAAGAAAAAAAAAGGUAAAUUUUUCAACUAUUAAAUAGGAAGAAAAACUGAUCAAAGUUAUUUGAUAGGCAUUAACAUGUUAACUACGGGAAACUUUAUUGAUUAAAAAUGACAACUAUUUAUAAUGCUAGUUAGUAUUAGAACAUAGGGACGUAAUUUAAAUUUUUAGGAUUAUUUUUUAUCUAUUAAUAGUAUAUGUAUGAAUCAACAAGACAAAGUAUGUUUUAAUACUUUUUCAUAAUUUUUUUUAAAAUCAAUGCUAUUAAUUUAAAAGAAAAAAAAUUGUUACAAAAAAAAAAUUGUUGAUUUUCUUAUGUUUUCUUUAUUUCGUAGCAUAAAAAUGAAGGAAUAAUUAUUUCUUGAUAAGGUUGAUUUUAUAUGAAAAAUUUUU